Messenger RNA from Coccidioides posadasii C735 delta SOWgp, 663 nucleotides. NCBI's taxonomy places the organism in Eukaryota, Fungi, Ascomycota, Eurotiomycetes, Onygenales, Onygenaceae. The record is from RefSeq and is a predicted model, not a curated record.
AUGGAAUGUGAAUAUGUUUCUGAAGAUGAAUCUAUGGAGUAUGCGGUACUUUGGCCCACUUAUUAUCUUCUAGGUGCAGGUGCCUAUCGUGGACUCUCCUUGUUGAGGUUUCAGUGGCAGAACACAAGUUCGAAACGAGACGCUACUCUUCACAUAUUUAGCCUUUGUCUCCUGUCGUCACUCAUUAUGCAGUUUCAAAGUUUGAUUGCCGUCUCCCUAAGUCUCGGUUUCACUCUCUUCGCAGUCUCGCUUCCGCUAUCGCCCAAGCCAUCUAUUCAUUCCCCUACUGAGCGAAGACCAAUCACAUAUUCAGUGGUUCAAGUGGACGGUGGCUCGACCACAACUGAUAGUGGCUCUCCGAAUGUCAUUACGGUGCCUAUACCGGCCCCUCCCGUUACGGAGACCCUAAUCUCCACCGUGACCAUAUAUCCAUCGUCGUCGAGUGGUGUAACGAUGACGAGAUCCUCCAGCCUCUCCACAGCUACGAAGACAACGUCGAAAGCAGAACCGACAACCUCAAAGAGCCCAAAGAUAACAGAGACGGCCUCCUCGUCAACCCCAAAUAGCACCUCUUCACCAAAGUCUAACGUUCCACCUUCCAAUGCUUACACCUCUUCCUUCGAUAUGAAUAUGUUACCGGCGACCAAUAUGGAUGUUUGCUAG